This is a messenger RNA of Gymnodraco acuticeps, 7385 nucleotides long. RefSeq names its product coiled-coil serine-rich protein 1 (gene ccser1). The record is from RefSeq and is a predicted model, not a curated record. NCBI's taxonomy places the organism in Eukaryota, Metazoa, Chordata, Actinopteri, Perciformes, Bathydraconidae.
UCACGCUGUGCACGUUCGCAGCCUGUCGUCGAAACGCGGAAGAGACGAAGGAGGAAAAGAGCCUCCACGUCACAGAGGUGUAAUAUCGGCGUCAGUGCAACACAAGGUGCUACCUCAGUGCAAUUCCAGGACCAUUGUAUACUUCCAGAUUCCUCCAUGUAGGCUAUGGUAACUCGUGUGAGCACAAAGCGAAGAUUUAUCCAGCUGCUCGGCGUCGGUAGAGACUCUGCUGGGACUCUGCGCAAGAGUGCCCCACUUCCACUGCUUCUCGAUGGGUGAAUCAGGCUCACGUCGGUCCACACUUGUGUCCCGCCUGCCAAUCUUCCGCCGCAGCAGCAGUAAGAGGCAGGACUCCCUCCCCUCCUCUCCCUCUUCAGGUGGACAGGGCAAUGGCGUCCACACCUCCUCACCUUCCAGCACCAACUCCAGUUCAGGCAGCACGGGGAAACGCCGCAGCUUUUUCAGAACUCCAUCCCUCAAUUUAUCAGCUAAACGGAAUAGUGAUCCACGUGUCAAGCCUAUCAACCUAAACCUCACCCCCCCGCUGACACAGAGCACUGACGCAAAUGGAAAUAACCAGCAGAUUUCAACGUCAUCGUCAACGGGGUUCAGUGAAGGUGGUGGACGCCCAAAGUCACGCCACUCCUUUGGAUUCGGCAGCCACAAGCAAAAGAAGAUCUCCCGCUCUCAGACGGAGGAUUUUGAAAAAGCGUCCUCUUCUUCCUCCUCCACAGCCAAUCGAAAUGUCUUUACAAACUGUAUCAGUGGCUCAGGGGCCAAUGAGGGUGACGACUCCGGGUUCCUGGAUGACUACAGUGGAGGUAGUAAUAGCAAACGGUCGUCACGGAAGAAAACGCUACUGCCCAAAUCUUUCUCCGCUCACCACCGCUUCUCCCGGACCUCCGACCACCACAGACCUCCAGAAGUGAAUCUGGAACCUCCGAGCUCCACCACCAUCACUCCGGGGGCCGGGGGCCUCACCCCGGGCUCAUGGCCAGGGGAGCUUGGUGCCGGUGGGGAAAGCUCACUCCAGUCCCCUAUGAUAUCAGAGGACCGAACCACAGCCAUCACCCCUUCAGAGUUCAUCCCCAUCACGGAGGAUUCUGUGUCUGAGGUGGAUGCUCUGCCAGCUCCCAGCCCCGGAACCCCUGUAGCCCCUCCUGCCUCUGAGCCCGGGUCAGAUGUCUACCCAGCUCCACCUGAAUCCCCACCUGAAUCCCCCCCUGCUCCAGAGAACUUCAGCUUGGUUGUUUCUUCAUCCCAGGUCUUCUUCACUCCAGCCCAGUCCAGCACUGAAAAACCUUUACUCCCGGACACCAGCACAGCAAACAACACAGACUAUGAGACUGCCAUUUCCCUCUCAGAGCCGGAGACAGCUGUACCCUGCCUACCUCUGCGGGAACAAUCACUGGAAGAGAGAAGGGAGAGGGAGGAAGAGAGAAAGGAAGUGAGGGAUGAGUUGUCAGCAGUGGAGAGGAAGGAGUUAGUGGAGAAGAGGAAGGCAGGUUACCAAACAGAGACCACCAGCGAGAGCGAGGCAUGUGUGGUAUUCAGCGAGGGGUGCCACUCUAACCCAGAGCAAUCGGAAAGGAAGGCAAGAAGAACGCGCUCCAUUCAAGAAAGAGGAAGCUUCUGUGGCUGCCACGAGCCAAGGUCCUCUCAUUUGAGGAAACCACAUGCAGCGUCUCUGUGCAGCAGUGUCAGCCCCUAUCAUGAGGUGAUGCGGAUGGAAAGGCGUCUUCGCUCCUCAUCUGAGGGGGCUGGUGGGCCUCGUAUCCAUGGAAACCACAAGGAUGCCCCGGGCAUGGAGGGAUGUGGCCUCCUCAAACACAGAAACAACUCCUCAUCCUCCAAACUGGGCAGUCUGGAUGUUUUGAACUACCUGGGUUCGUCAGAGCUUGAUGAAGAUGAUCUUAUGUUGGACCUGGACCUUUCUGAUGACCAGCGACAUCGACAUGUGUCCAGAGAAGACUCCAGUCAGUCCCUGGCUUCCUGCCUCAACCUGCUCCCCUCCCCCCUCGACCCAUCAGGAGAUCGCAUCCCAGGGAAAGAAAUCAAUCAGAGGGAGCCCUGCCGUCCGACAAGCCUGCUGCCUGCUGAUUGGAGCUCUGGGCUGGGUUUGGGAAGGGAAGAUGAGCCAUUACCUCCAGGUCUGGAGACCCUUCCUCUCCGACUGAUGCAGCAGGACUGCACUUCUGUCAAAACCCUGCUUUUGAGACUGAGACGGACACUGCAGGAGAGCACUGAGACAAGUCCUGCAAGCAGCCUCCAGUCUCUACCCAUAAGCCCUUGCAGUGAAAAGUCCCUUCCAUUUAAGGAUCCCAGCAGAGAAGGGGCCUUGUUGCAACAACUGAGAGAGAAAGAUGAACUGAUCCUCAGACUCCACAGUGAAUUGGAGAGUGCCAAAGCUGCCCUGAAGAUGAAAGACUGCCAAAUGACUGACCACGCAACACAGACGGAACACAUGGGGCCAGAGAUCAGUCAUCCAGGGCGGUGGUCAGGACUCGGCAGCAGCCUGGCUUCAAGGGACCGAAGGGUAGUGCGGGGUGUGGGGGCAGCACUCGGAGGGGACCUCUGUAAUCAGCACCCCCCCCCUUACUAUCCAUCUCUGCACAGCCGCCCUCCUGCUUCAGAGCGACACACUGCCUGGGAGGAGCGCCAUUGCCAGGGGAUCUUGGCACAAUCCGCAGCCCGUAACCCUGCUACCAAUCUGGCUCCAGGCUCCUCCUACUUCUCCUGCACCACUUCUGCAGCGUCAGCCCAAGCUUCACUCACUACUCCAGCUCAACUCCAAGCUUCACAUCCGGGCCUGAGUCCAAAUCAAUGCCCAGGCUCCAGCUUAGCGGCUGCUAAUCACACCGCAAUUCCAUCUCUGUCCUCCAAGCAGCCAGAGGGGGUGUCCUCCUCUUCAGAGUCCUUAACUCUUGGAGGUGGAGUGAGUCUGUCAGGUGGGGCUAGGAAAGGGGGAGGAGAGCACCACCCCACUAGCCAUAUCCCUCGUGCAGCCGGGUCCAGCGCGUCCUCAAGCCUCCACAGUCUUGUAAGCAGAGGGAGCCCCUCCCCGAGCAUCUCAUCCUCCAUCCAGGCCUCCCCUCCACCUUCUACUCCUUCCCCAGCAUCCUCUUCUUCCUCCUCCUCUUCCUCCUCCUCCAUGUUUACGGGUCGUUUAGGGCAACCUCCGAGAGGCCCUCUGUCUCUGCACAGCUACAGCCGUAAAAAUGUCUUCCUCCAACAUUCCCUACAGACUGCCGAACUGCAAGCUCUGACGCAGAGAGACAGUUGAGGGCACAAAAACAUUUACACCAUCCAUAUUGACUUUAGUGACAAAAUGUGUGUCUUUAGAGAAAAACUGCUGCUCCUUUGGUACCAGUUUGCUUGCGUUUCACUGUCCCAAUUCCCCCUGAAUCAUCUUCCACAUGCGCUUACAAUCAUGCUUGUAUCACAAUCCAGAAUUACCCUUUGCUGCCAUUUUGUUCUCGGAUCAGGCUGUGAGUUUGUAAAAAAAGGCACUCACCUGUCUAUCAAAACACCCACGUUGUGUCAUUCCAACAGUUUAGAUGUGCUUACGCCCACUGACACACAAAGUGCAGAGAGACGCACCACUUCUUAUUCAUGCACUUAGACACAGAUGUAGUCUCACACACACUUAGAAAUACACACACACAGACAUCAUUUGUGAAAUAUUUGCCUCAUAAACUGCAGAUAUAACAGGGUGUUAAAACUAAGUGCAAAGAUGAGGUUCGUUUUUGUGUUUUUAAAGAUUUGUUGUUAUCCUUUUAUUUGAUGAUUUUUUUUAUUCAAAAGUUGAACCAUGUGCUGCUUAAUGAAUGAUGUGACAGGUCAUAAUUUGCCCUGUUAAGAUUAUACUCUCACAUUGCCAAAUCCUUUAUCCAAUCAACUUCUCAUUUUCCUGGAUGUCAGCUGAUGGAGGUCCAGAAGAAAAUACAUGUUUAGAUGAUCAUCCAAAUCCAUGACCCUGAUACUGCAUGCUUUUUAAACUGUAAGGAGAUUACAGGUGAGCAUUUUGUACUGCAACACAAGAGGGGUGACUUUUAAAGUCUUUUAAUAACGUUUAAUUAUCAACUCUCUACUCAGUGUUUCAAUAAGGGAAUCAAUCAUGCCGAAACUUAUUAAACAGGAGUGUUUUGAGAGGUAAAUGUUUGAUGCAUUAAUAACACAUUAGAAGUACUUUUGGCUUAAUACUAGACCACUGUUUUUAUAGAAUCACAAUGUCGCAAAAUAUGUCACAUUAUAUACAGGAGUCAAUGUGUAUCUGCAAUGUUAGAUUAGUACAGUACUGACAUGUAAAGCUUCCUUUUAAUAUUAGAUAGCAGCCAUGUGAAUCAUUUGGCACUUAUAAUGACAAAAUAACACUGAGUAGCACAAAGUAAUUAGCACUACGGAACAUUAUCUAACAAAAUAAAAACACUUCAGGCAAUGAAAUGGAGCAAGAUUUGGCACAACCAGCAUUAUGAAUAUUUUGUAAGGUUUUGUAAUGAAGCCAGUCAAUUCUUCAUCAGGGCUUGGUAUUGGCCAGGGCUACCAACUGGUGCUUUGCUAAAUGACAGAAUCAAUAUUCAUUUUUAGAAUAAAAAAUGAAUAAGGUUUCAAAUAAUGGCAUUACAGUGAGCUGACAUCCUGUAUACAGAGGCAAGUGAAGGAACACAUACAGCACAGAAAGUUAUUUACUUGAUCAAAUAAUGAAAGAAAUAAUCAGAUUUGACAAACUAUACCUUUUAAAAAAGCAUCAACGCUGGGUUCCUGGCUGAUACCCAGUUCUUAUACCAGCCCUCUAUUAUCUUCCUGGUCUCAGAUGUGUUAUUUGGAAAACUGACCUAACACAUAGCAUUUGGUAUAAUAAGGCAGAUCCCUAUGUUAUUUUUGGACAGUAUGACUCAUGCCUUUGAAUAAGAUUUACAUAUAUUAUAACUGCCAUGACCUGCUGAGUCGUAUCAUUAUUUACAAUUUGGGAGCAUGUGUCAACUUCAGAAAUAACAAAACCACCUUCUUUUUAAAUGUGAACAACUGGGCAGCAAAACAACCUCUUCACUCUGCAACUGUUGAAUAUAUUUCCUCUGCCGAGUAAACUGUCCAACAGCCCUUUUUUCCCCGUAUACGUUUUGGGGUAAACAAAUCUUCUAAUGUCCACCGGGAGCCGGGAGGCUGCAAUGCUGCUAAGUACAGGCCAGGAGUUCAGAAAAUGUUAGACUUUAUAGAAGUUGUUGCCCUUGCCUGUCUCUAAACAGCAGCUGGCUGAAGGGAGGCUGUAUAAAUGGUGUGUAUGUGUGUGUGUUGUAAUGCACACCUCAUGAGGCAAGGACCUGAUCGAGGUGAAGAAAAGCCCAAAUGAAGACAGCUCUGCUCCCACUGGUGGAAACUACUACUCUCCCUCUGGUCUGCUUCACUUGCAAACUAUUCCCUCCCUUUUGUAUUCUGUCUCUUCUAUUUCUGUCUUUAUUUCUUCCAUUUCUUAUUCCCCUUCAACAUCUCCCUAUACAUUUCUCUUGUUCUCCCCAGCACCCCAGUCUACUGCAUGCAAACUCCUUUUGUUUCUGUUCUCUUACUAAAUCGGUUAUCUUCCUCUCCCCACUAUCAUGUCCCAGGUCUCUCCUUCCCUCCUUCUCUUUCCCCUGCGUAGUGUACUAACCCAGGGCUUGUAUUGUUAUACAGUGUAUCUGUACAACACAACACUGUGCGGUGGCUCUCAGUCCUGGGCAUUGGGGCCUGAUUUUCAUUCCAGCUGUCUAAUCAGGGAGUCAUUUUACACCGGGUGAUUGCAAUUAACUGCCUGGUAGUGUAGACGGCCAGCAGUAAUGUGGCUCCAGAGGACUUGUACUGGGAGGCGCAGCUGUAAUGGGGAACUAAACAUUCCCUGCUUGGCUUGUUUACAUGUGGAGGAUGACGAUGCUGUGUUGCUGGCUGACCUCUUAAGAAAUACUAUUUACAUCCCUCGUCAAUGCGUGCAUCAUAAUGCUGUUGACACUGUGAAAUGUCAUAGGGGGUUGUUUGGCUCUGUUUGCACUGCCCACUCAAAUUAUAAUUAAAUGUUGUUAUUUUUCCAUGUGUUUCCAACAGCUUUGCUCAAUUUAGCUGUGUUCAUAUUGGGAAUCCAUCAAAUGUAUGAUGAUAAUGAGACUUAUCUGAGAUGGCAGUUCACAUGUGUCACUGAGGUUUUAUUAAGACAACAAUGCCUGUGUUAAUGUAAGAAUGAACUCAUAUUGAACUUCACCGCGUGGGAACUAGGGUCUACAAUCAUGAAAUGGGGCACCUCACAGACCUCAAUUCUUCCUCUCACUUAGCAGCAUGUUGUGCAUUUAAAAACCUACAUUUUAUUUUUUGGGAAGUUAUUUAUUGUUUUUUGCCUUACUUGUAUUUAUUGCCAUAGAAUCAGUUUCCUUCUUGGCACUAACAGAUUUAAAAGUGGUCAUGAAAUGACAAUUAUAAUAAUCAUGAUGUUAUUAUAAUUUUAAUGAAUCACAUAUAUACUACUGUCCUAGCUUUUUACAUGCUUACUGUAAUUACGUUUAUUUUUUCUUUACACCUUGCUGUAAUAAUGAAAUUGAACUGUAAAAUUGUACAUAAUUAUUAUAACUGUUAAUGUUCAAUGUUCAUCAACACAAACGUUUCGUGCUAAAUGACACGUAAGAAUAGUGUCCACAUACAGUACACUGUUUGUUGCCACAUAACAGCCUGAAAUAAAAAAAAGAGAAUUUGCUUUUGUUGAAUAAUGUCAAAUGCAGUCAGAAUUCUGAGCUCUUACCAAAGUGCUUCUGGCAAUAAUUAAUAAUCAGAAUCUUAUCAAAUUAAUAUAUUUAAUUGUAAACUUAGACCCCAUGCUCAAUUUUCCAUGUACAGGCCAGUUGAUUCCUUCCUAGGUGUUGGGUCGCUGGUUUACCUUUUACCCUCUUUGAAAAAAACCCAGCCUUUGCAUUAUGACUAUUGUUGCUUCAGGUUUCUUUGAAAGAACAUGACUUUGCAAACGUUUGUCUAACUGUGUCAGAAAAGUUGAUGAUCUAUUAAAGCUGCUUUUUCAGUUCAGGCUGAAGUUGUGCGUUUAAGUAUAUAAAACUGUUGGGUAGAUUCAUACUGUAAUCCUCUGACCGACUAGCCCAUAAAUGCUUUUGGGGUAAUCCAGGAAUCGAAAGGUCUGUCUUCAUAUAGCAGAUUUGUUUCACUUUACAGAUUCCUGAUGAGCAGUUUGUGUAGAAUUGUUUGACGGGGGUAUUCAGGUCUAAAAGCGUUGCAGUGUGUGUUUACCCAAAGUGUUUCUCUUUACUUUGCCAGUUGUUACACUCACUGUUCACAUGAAUAAUGUUUUAUCAAAAUAUUUUUGUCCUCGUCUCUUUAUUGUUCAUAUUUAAUAUAAAUAAAUUGCUGGAAACUUU